GUGGAGGAAUCCAUCCUAGGCGUCGAUCUUUCAUACUGGCUUUGCAAACCAGUGCCUUUCUUCAGAGGCGACAUUUAGCAGCCUUCUGAUGAUCUCCCAAAAUUUAAAAGUCCUCUGGUUUUUUUAUUUCGUCGUUUUUUCUUUUCCUUAGAAACCACAAAAAAAAAACCGCCAUAAUGAAUCCUACUACCAAAGAACUCAACCUUUACAAGCUCAUGCUAUGCUGUGAAUCAAAGUUAAACUCAGAGCCUGUCGAAACCUGGACAGCAUCUGAAAAACGAAAGUUUGCUGCAUUUGUAAAGUUUAUAUCAAAACUUACUGCGGAAGAGAAGCCACAAAAUCCAAGACCUUUCAUGAAUAAUCUCGACCGAUUGAAACGAGCUGUAAUCGACCAUAACAUGCACGUGGCAGUGGAAACCGGUGUACCUGAAGCACGUUUAGUAAAAAAGAAGCAUGCUGAGGAGUUGAAGCAGUUGGAAAAGACCGAUCCCGAGUGGUUGUUAGAGUUAAAGCAACAGGAUGAACAAAACAGGCUUGAAGAAGCGUCUCGAAAGAAGAAGUUACUCGAGGAAGACUUGAAGGAAGAAGAAGCGGAAGAAGAAGUGGAGGAGGAAUAUGAGGAGGAGAAAAAGGCAGUGCCUUCCGAAAUUCGACAAAGAAACCCCACUAGACAAGAUGAAACAUCGAAUAUCGAACACGUAUUACAACAUCACCGCCAAAUGCAUGAUGAGUUAACAACGGAUUUAGGAAGAAUGGCCCAACAAUUAAAGAUGAAUAGUCAAGCACUGGGAGAUACAUUGACAAAGGAUGAUGUUGUAUUGAGAGAAGCGCAACAAGCGGUUGAAAGUAAUUUGGAGCGAAUGACAAAAGAAAGAAAACGAUUGGAUGAACAUUAUUCCAAGUCAUGGGGCACUAGUUUCAUGACUAUGGGAGUAGUUUUCUUUGUGUGUAUCAUGUUCAUAUUAGUAUUCUUUACAAUCAAAUUUUUACCAAAGGUAUGAUGUCAUUAAAUCAUAAAAGGUUGCCCUUGUCCCUUUAAUCUCUUUAUUAUUUUUUUAUUAUUAUUUUUUUUUUUAUUAUUAUUAUUUAAUAAUUUCAAAAUCUAUUAUCGAGCAUCCUGUA
Mucor mucedo is the source of this 1122-nucleotide messenger RNA. RefSeq names its product vesicle transport protein. The coding region runs from base 177 to 1001 and encodes 274 amino acids. The record is from RefSeq and is a predicted model, not a curated record. Gene Ontology annotation, biological process: retrograde vesicle-mediated transport, Golgi to endoplasmic reticulum. NCBI's taxonomy places the organism in Eukaryota, Fungi, Mucoromycota, Mucoromycetes, Mucorales, Mucoraceae. The transcript has 6 exons. Gene Ontology annotation, cellular component: endoplasmic reticulum; SNARE complex. Gene Ontology annotation, molecular function: SNAP receptor activity.